AUGCUCCGACAUUACAAAAAGAGGCACUACUACGCCGCCGCCACGGCUCGGCGGCCCGAGUACCGGUGGUGCGGCGUCGAGCAGGUCGACGAGGCGGUCCCCAUGUCGACCCGGAGCAACGGCUGGCGCUACCUGGGCCCUCGGGAGGGAGAGACCUACAGGCGCCAGGCGGUCUUCGGGGCCGGGUUCCGCCUUCACCUGCCGUUCCCCCGCCUCCCCCCGGGGCCGGGGCACCGCUGGUUCAACUCGCACCCGCUCGGCGGGGAUCCCGACCUCCCGGAUUUUCAGGCCUGGGCGCGGACGAUGCUGCGCAGGCGCCUGGUGCACCCGCGCGAUGCCGACGCCUGGCGGGCGGCCUUCGUCGACGUAGAGGGCAGCGGCCACGGACAGCUCGUCGUGUCCGCCGCGGACGAGACCUGGCGAGUGAUACUCUGCUGGGGAUCACGGGGCCGAAGGAUCGACGUUAACCAGCACAGCAUCCCUACAUCUCUCGUCGACCUGCAGGUCCGCGCCGGCGUCACAUCGGAGGAUCCACGCUUCAGACAGCUCAACAUCGCAUGCUUCGGCCACCGACUCGUGAGGCACGAUCCCGUGACCGAGUUCGGGGUUACUUGGACGGAGCGAUCCCCGGGUGCCUAUCUGGCGGUCUUGGUCGCAGAUUCGUGGCGAGACUGUCAGAUCGAUCUACUCGAACGAGAUCAACGGAGAUUUGCGUUCGACCUGCUCUCAGGUGUCAAGCGUGCAGCGCCGAACGCCCUGGAUGGGGGAAACUAUUUCUGCAAUCUCUACUCGAAAAUCCUCGAGAGGGAUGUUGGUUUAACAGAGUUCUCGGCGUGGCUUUUGGGCGAAGAAUGUACACCGGCCGUUACUGUCCGUCAUCUCGAGAAGUGGCUCAAGACCACCAAGGCGUCAGUCGUCGUAUGGUCACACAGGGGCUCCGGGGCCGAAGUUCGCGGUCCCAAGGAUCAGCCGACGAGUCUCCGACCCCGAGCGCUUCACGUCGGGGUUCGCGAGGGCCACGUGUACCGCCUGGUGCUCGAUGGCCCUUGGAAGGAUCGCUUCACCAGCGCUCGCGAGGGGGCGGUCGGUCCAUCUCUGGAUGUGGCGGUCGAGCACUGCGCGCGCACGAGGCGUCUCUUUCGCCGUGUUGCCGAGGCGGCCGAGGAGGGGGAGGGAGAGGAGAAAUCGGAUGGUGACACCAGAACCUUCGGUCGUUGCGCGGACAUGACGCAGGCAAUCCUCGCCACGGGCCAGACGGAGACGGACCAGCAGACCACUCGUAAGCGCAGGAGAGGAGUCGAUGACAAGGCGGACAGCAAGGAGACCUGGCUGACCAGCUACAGCCACCGGGAUUCGUUGUCGUUGCCGGCGCACGGCAUAAUAGUUCGAACCUGGCGCGGCGCGAGUAUGGACGGACUGGAUCCGGAUUCGCUCGAAUGCGACGAAGCUACUCGUCUGAUCGAGCUGCACGGCACGCUGGGGCGCAAGCUCAUUGGCGGUGUGAUGGAUUUUCGGGUCUCGAGUGAGUACAGCCCGUCCCUUCUCGCGCUGCUCGAGGUUUGUUGGAGGGGACCUAUCGCCGGGGCAGAAGAUGCGCUGGGCACAACCUAUGGACCGGGGGACUGGCAGUGCGACAUCAACGGGGCGCACACGGCGGCAAUGCCGAGCAUGGAGAAUCUGCCGGCGUUCACCCAUAUGGACGACGGGCAGGCAUUCGACGGCCACGACAUCGAGGAUUGGACGUUGUGCGUCGUCCGCCUGGAAGCGGGUGGCGAUCCCGACGUGUUCCGAUACUUGGCGCUCAUUCAAACCCCCGCCCUAAACCGCGUAACCCACUUCGUGCGACCUGCGAGGACGGAUCGGAAGUGCCACAUACCCGAGCUCGUGCAGGAUGUGCUGGCCCGGGAUCUAGGGGAGCCCCUCCUCCAAGACCUGGACGCUGCUCGCAGGUUCAAGAAGGGUCUGCUGGUUCGCACGAGUGGCUUGCUGCAGCGGAGACACGCCCACAGGAUCAACGCCGUCAUGGUCACUACCAGCGAUGAGGCCAUGGCUGUGGGGGGUAAGAUCGUGCCCGUCCUCGGCGAAGUUAAUCGCAUCAAAUCGGAGCUGCGAAAGAAUGGUACCGAUGGGGAGCUUGGCAUCGAGAAACUCGACAGCGGCGACGCCUACCUUUCUUUCGAGGCUAGCCGGGUUUGGUACCGAGACGGAUUCUGGGCAUUGGGGACGCUCAUCCUCGACGAAACUCGCCUGCGUGUGUUGGAGGUGCGGAACAUGCUUGAGGCGUGUGGGGGUUCUGCCUUCAGCUACCAGUGCGACGCUGUGUUCUUCAGGGGACCUCCAGAGGUCCAGGAGGAAGCAAGGCACCGCUACGAGCAUCUGUUUAGCGGCGAACCAAAACGCCCGGCACUCUCAAGCGGCAUCGGGGAGGCCUUCAGCACCAUGGAAGCCGCGCAUGCAGCCUGGCGAUUUGUCGGUAAGGAUGACAAAAGGAAGAUGUGGCCGGAUAUCUGCGCGGCAAAGUCACCAGCAAGUCUUGAGCAACUUCUCCGCGAGCUGAUGUCGCAAGAGGACAGGGUCCUUGGGUUUUUCAUCGGCGACGACGCGCGCGUCAGGAAGACCGCGGGCUCGAUACAUAUCCCGAGGGUGGACGUUGUCAUAAUCGAGGAAGCCGUGUACAUGUCUCUCCAUGCGCUCAGCAUGAUCCUCGCCGCCGCUCACAGCAGCGGCGUCCACGUCAUCGGAACGUAUGACACGCACCAGCUGCAGCUCGUUCGUGAGAGCAGUGGCAUGUCUAUCAGCGUUGACAACGUCGACAGGCAACUCGUUCUCGAGCGAGCAUUUCCCACCUGCUUUCACCUGUUCGCACGCAAGCGGGACAGGACGAUCGACGAACAGGUCGAAAUGGACGAUAGUCUGUUGUACAUCUUGGACGCGGGGGACAACAGUUCCAAAGCGCAGAGCCGAGCCCUGGAGAGAUUUAGCGGGGUCGAAACCACAAGGCACGGCCCACACAGAUCGAUUUCCACCUCACAUAUACAUGGGAUUGUGCGAGGACAGAGCGGGGUGGUGGGUGCUCAGUAUCGAGACCUCGGGAAGACAGGCAAGGUGCACAAGAACCACGCCUACCACAUCGUUCGUUCGUCGGCCGACUCCGUCGUCGUGCAAAGUGCCUUCGACGACGGCGCCACCCUCGAAGAGAACACCCUCAGUCGCGCCGCGGCAGCGAUCCUGUUUGAUCCCCCGGGUUCGUGUACGCUGCACGCGGUUCAGGGUCGCACAGUGGAAGGGAAGUUGGUGAUCCACCAGGCUCGGCACCGAUUUUCAGACGUUUACGGGCUUUACACAGCCGUCAGCCGAGCCACGGGGCCCUCAAACGUCGUCGUUCUCAUGACGCCCAUCGUAGCAAAGAUUUUGAGCUACCUGCGCGCCGAUGUGGCCGCCGGGCGGCUAGAUGACGAGGACGGAGGGCAUCACAAGGACGCCCUUAUCGAAGAACUCUCGCGCUCCUACCGUGGGAGAUGCAACUCAUGCUCGCUCGAGCUCGUCUGGGCAGUGUACAGCAAGGGUCAGCCGACGCUUGAUCGUCUCGAUUGCGCCCUACCCCCACACACCGGGCAACGUUGA
Ectocarpus sp. CCAP 1310/34 is the source of this 3624-nucleotide messenger RNA. The record is from the annotation of a GenBank genome assembly. NCBI's taxonomy places the organism in Eukaryota, Phaeophyceae, Ectocarpales, Ectocarpaceae.